AUGCUCUUGUCCGAUUCAUCAAAACAAGCUCUUCUUCGAUUCAAAUCCACCAUCACCACCAUCUUCAAUUCCAACUCCGACCCCAACUCAGAUGAUUAUGUACCAUUCGAAGAACUAGAUUCAUGGAGUCCAAAAUCCGAUUGUUGCUCAUGGGACCGUGUCAAUUGCACCAGAACCAGCAACAAAACCAGAAUCGUCACCGAGCUCCACCUAGACGCUGUCGUUCCCCUGUUUGUUGACCUGGUUCCGGUGUUCUCCAAUAUCUUGAAUCCCCUUUUCGAAAUCCAAUCCCUGAAAUUCCUCGAUAUCUCCAUGAAUUCGUUGGUAGGUGAGAUCCCCGGAAAUGGGUUUGGUAACCUUACCGGACUUGUUCAUCUUGACAUGAUGCAGAACAGCUUCAAUGGCUCCAUCCCCGACCAACUUUUCCGGUUAACAAAUCUACGUUACUUGGAUAUGAGCACCAAUUACCUUGAAGGUGGACUAGGGCCUGAACUGGUUUCUCUUCGGAACUUGACAACAUUAAUGUUGAGUGUGAAUCGUUUCCAGGGUAUGAUUCCUCCGUCGCUUUUCAAACUUGAAUCUCUUCGCUUUCUGGAUCUAAGCAACAACAGUCUCACCGGUGGUUUAAGUUCUGAAAUUGGAAACCUUCGGAAUCUUGAAUCCUUGAAGCUGAAUGAGAAUUUUAUUACCGGAAGUAUCCCGGAGGAAAUUGGAAAUCUGACUAAGUUAAAGGAACUUUGGGUAGGAAAGAAUCAAUUUUCCGGUGGAAUCCCCUCUUCGGUUGAAAAUCUCAAGGAUUUAGAAUCCCUAGACCUGUCUGGAAAUUCGUUCUCCCUCCAAAUUCCUUUUGGCAUAGGAAGACUACCCAACAUUACGACUCUUGAUCUGAGUAAGAACCAGUUCAUGGGUCCAAUCCCACCAUCGAUGCAAAACUUAAGAAAGUUAGAAACCCUUCAGCUCAAGAACAACAUGCUCGCCGGAGAAAUCCCAACAUGGUUAUUCAACAUCAGAAGUUUAAAGAAAUUGUUCAUCGGAGGAAAAGGUAACCGCUUGAUUUGGAAUAAUAAAACAAAAAUCGUUCCAAAAUGUAAGCUAGAACAGAUCUCCAUGUCUUCCUGUGGAUUUUCCGGUGAGAUUCCUGAAUGGAUUUCUUCACAGAAAGACUUGAAUCUUCUUGAUUUGAGCCAGAAUCAAUUGGAGGGGGAGUUUCCCAAUUGGCUUGCUAAGAUGGACAUCGGAAGCAUAAUCUUGUCAGAUAACAAGCUUACUGGAUCACUCCCGCCUCGCUUAUUUGAAUCUUUAAGUUUAUCAAUUCUUGCGUUGUCCCGGAACAAUUUUUCCGGCGAGUUACCGGAGAAUAUAGGAAACGCCAGAGCAAUCAUGCUUCUUAUGUUGUCGGGAAAUAAUUUCUCCGGCCAAAUUCCAAUGUCUAUAUCCAAUAUUUACCGGUUACUACUUCUGGAUUUGUCUAGAAAUAGAUUUUCCGGCGACAAAUUUCCAGUGUUUGGAGAUAACCCUCUUCUUGCUUACAUCGAUUUGUCAUACAACGAAUUCUCCGGCGAGAUUCCGGUGACUUUUUCCACAGAAACUCAGAUUCUAUCUCUUGGUGGGAAUAGAUUUUCCGGCAACCUGCCCCGGAAUUUGACCAACUUGGUCAACCUCGAACAUCUUGAUCUUCAUGACAACGAUAUCACCGGAAAUUUCCACGAAGUUCUUCCUCAAAUCCCGAAUUUGCAAGUUCUAAGCUUAAGAAACAAUUCCCUAGAAGGAUUUAUCCCAAGAACAAUCUCCAACCUCACUUCACUCCGGAUUCUUGAUGUCUCCGGGAACAACCUCGGCGGAAUCAUCCCACCGGAGAUCGGAAACUUAGCAAGAAUGAUAAACACUCCGGACUUGUCACCAACGUAUGACAUCUUCAACUUUUUAAUCGAGUUUCAAGACUUGAUAUUAAACUGGAAGAACUCUUUUCGAGGGCUAUCAAGUCGGAGCUUAGACAUCUACUCAUUCUUGGAUUUGUCAGAAAACAGAAUCUCCGGCGAGAUUCCGGCAUCGUUAGGCAAUCUCAAAGGCUUGAAACUUCUCAACAUUUCACACAAUGACAUCUCCGGGAAUAUUCCGGUGACUUUUGGGAAUCUGAAGGGAAUAGAGAGCUUGGAUUUAUCACAUAACAAAAUCUCGGGUUCGAUUCCUCAAUCACUGGGAAAGCUUGAUCAACUUACGAUUCUUGAUGUGAGCAAUAACAGGCUGACAGGUAGGAUUCCGGUGGGUGGACAGAUGGACACGAUGAAUGAGUUGAAGUAUUUUGCAAACAACAGCGGAUUAUGUGGCAUGCAGAUUAGGAUCAUAUGUCCAGAGGAUGUUACAUCAUCAGAAGGAGAAGAUGAAGAAGACAAGAAAGAUUCAUGGAUUAUGUGGGAGGGAACUUGGAUCGGAUUUCCAGUUGGGUUUUUUUCAUCGAUCUUGAUCAUGGGCUACUCACUGAAUUUUCUACAUCUGUUCAAAUUCUGGUGA
Messenger RNA from Lactuca virosa, 2511 nucleotides. The record is from the annotation of a GenBank genome assembly. Lineage: Eukaryota; Viridiplantae; Streptophyta; Magnoliopsida; Asterales; Asteraceae.